This is a messenger RNA of Sugiyamaella lignohabitans, 3162 nucleotides long. It is a transcript of the gene SSY1, whose product is annotated as Ssy1p. The coding region runs from base 1 to 3162 and encodes 1053 amino acids. Gene Ontology annotation, cellular component: membrane. The record is from RefSeq and is a predicted model, not a curated record. Gene Ontology annotation, molecular function: amino acid transmembrane transporter activity. Lineage: Eukaryota; Fungi; Ascomycota; Dipodascomycetes; Dipodascales; Trichomonascaceae. The transcript has a single exon. Gene Ontology annotation, biological process: amino acid transmembrane transport.
AUGGAAGCGCCAGAUUCCCAGGAACUGAAGCCGAUACGGCGCAAGAAAAAAAGCAAUAGAGAACAUAUCUCAGGGGGACUGUUUCCUCCGGCUUCUUCUGGCAUUACUACUCGUACCGCCAAUCAUGUCGGGAGUGGAGCUGAGUCAAAUAAUGGUGCCAGUGGAGCAAAGAGUGAAAUUCAUGGCCGAGCAGGGUCCAGUAGUGAAGCUGUGGCUUUGAAGAUAUCUGAUUCUAGUUCGACUGAUAUUGGCAUGGGACUUUUCCCAACCACUCGUCUAAGUAGGAUUAGUCCUAGUAAUCCUGAUAAAGGGGUUUCUGAAGAAAUAGGGGUCGAGGUUGCUGAUACAAGUAUAGCCAGUAGCAUGUCAAGGAUGACUACGAGGUCGACAAAUGGUGUUGAGGGUGCAGGAGUGUUGGUUGAACCGGAUUCGUCAUAUUCUUACGAACAGGAAGACUCGAUAUCACCGCUAUUCCCCAAGAUCAGUUAUCCAUCAGAAGCCAGUAUUCAAAGAACAAGAUCAUAUACAAAUGCAUCGAAUGUGGAAGACUUUUCUUCUUGGCUGAGACAGGAACAGUCUCGAGAAGAUACCAGGAGACGAGCAUCAUCGUCAGCAACUGGCGCUGGAACGAGCGUGUCGAAAACACCGUCCAUGAGUGAUCAGUCGUCACAUGUACUCGAACUCGUUGAUGAUGCUGCUAGUAGCAUUUGUAUUGAUGAAGAGGACGAUGGCACAGAAAUGAGAAAAGCCAUUAUUGAAGUGCUGAGGGGCCAGCAGCAACGGAAAACGAAUCUAGUUGAUGACGAGGCACCACCAGAACCACUGUCGGACUUCGACGAGUAUACGCAACGAAUAGCUAGAGAACUGGUUGUGCGAGAAAAAGUUGAAAGACGAAUGAUGCGCAGAGUUAAAGAUAGUAGGAAAUAUGGCAACUAUUUUUCAAAUGCCAAUGAUACUGGCACCUAUUAUGCGCCAUCACAUCACUAUGACAAUUUCAAUGGUCGUAGACAAAACAUUAUUUAUAAUAACCAGCUCAACGAGCUGAACACUCCAUACACAUACGAAGAGAGACAGAGAAGACGAGAAAGAGGACUCCGGCCGCAAGAAGAUGAUAUGGUCAUUGAAGAAAUGCCUGACGAGGUAUCAAUGAUAACGCUUGAUAUUGACGAGCUUGAAAGUGACGAUCUGUCGUUAACCGAUUACGGAAAACGUGAUGAUGAUGUCACACAAAAACCACGACUGCGACGAAAGCUGCUAUCACGCCAUGUACAGUUAUUAUCUCUCGGAGGAACACUUGGAGUGGGUGCAUUUUUCAAUUCGAGUCAGACAUUCUUCCAGUCAGGUCCAUUUGGCACGUUGCUCGGAUAUGUAAUCAGCGGGCUCAUGGUAUUAAGUGCGAUGCUGAGUUUGGGGGAAAUGGUCGCUCUAUUACCGAGUGACCGUGGUAUUUCAUCAUUUCCUGCGAGGUUUGUAGAUGCCUCAUUUGGAUUCGCAUUGGGAAUUUGCUACUGGUUCUCAUGUGUUAUGGCAUUGCCGUCUGAGGUGACAGCAGCAUCGAUGCUGAUAUCGAAUUAUCCCAUGCUCAACCCUGAAAACGAUAACAGCAUCGUGGUAUGGAUCACUUUUUUUCUCAUUCUGGUUCUGCUGGUGAAUAUGUUUGAUGUGGGCAUGCUUGGAGAACUUCAGAGCAUCGCUAGUCUAGCGAUUUUCUGCUGUAUUAUUCUGCUGAUGCUGUUUCUUGCACUGGCGAAUAACGGUAAAGUUGGUCCGUAUCACGAACGACUGGGGUUUCGGUACUGGGAUUAUUCGAAAUCCAAUUUCACUACUCACCAGGUGUACGGACUGUUUCGUCCAAACUAUGCUCUUGGUGUCACUGUUGAUACUACGAGCCAGGUGACUGUCAUAUCCAGUAUCGGGGGUAACAUUGGCCGGUUCUUACAAGUAUGGUCUGCUAUUGUGGAAUCGGCUUUUUCUUAUAUCGGCACUGAGUUGGUAUUCACGACUGCUGCCGAGGUUCGAAACCCUCGAAAGUCGAUUCCUGCUGCUACCAAGAAAAUCUUUUGGAGAAUCCUUAUAUGUUUCUGUCUAGGUAUUUUCAUGGUUAGCAUCAAUGUAUACGCAGGAGAUCCACGACUCAUGAAGCUGGGUCCAUUUGUGUUUAAAUUAGAUGAAGUCGAUGGCGGCACAACUAGCACUGAAAACGCUAUAAAACGAGUGGACAUUUCCAAUAUUACGAACUUUGUUCUUGGAAGAGCUGUAGCAGCAGGUGUAAGCGGGUUCAAAGUACCCAAUGCAGGUGAGAACGAUAUCACGGCAUCACCGCCAAACACCCUACAAAGAUGUCACACGACGUUCUGGUCAUGGUCAGGGUUCAGCGGAUCAAGUAGCAGUCCGUGGAUUAUAGCGUUGCAAGGAAUAGGAUCAUGCUCUAUAGCAGCUAGCACUAAUGCUUUAUUCAUUGUAUGUGCUCUGUCGUCUUGCGUGUCGCAUUUAUAUGCUGCCAGUCGUACAUUAUACGGACUGGCACUUCAGAUCCAAAACGAGUACUGGAUCUGGGGUCUAUUUAGACGAUGUUCCAACGCUGGCGUGCCAUAUGUGGCGGUUCUUUGCUCGUUUGUAUUUGCAUUAUUGGCUUAUAUGACGAGUAAUGCCACGACUGCUAAAGCAUUUGAAUGGCUUGUCACGCUGUGUACGUCCGCUGGGCUUCUGGUAUGGGCUGGAUGUUGUCUGUCAUUCAUUCGGUUCGAACGAGCCCUGAAGCUGCGACCAUCCAUUGUGCAACGAGACGACGAAGGGUAUCCAUUCCGGUCACCAUUCCAGCCAUAUACCGCGUAUUUCGGGCUCGUCAGCAGUCUUAUCUUAGUAUUUUUCUUGGGAUUGACGUUAUUCCUGAAAGGUCAAUGGAACACGGGUCGGUUUUUCGCGAGCUAUUCAGCCAUAUUUGUGUUUAUUGUGUGUUACACGUUGCACAAAUUGCGAUACAAGACGUCCCUGGUGCCCAUUGGCCAAGUCGACCUCGACAGCGGACGAAAAGAAGUGGAGAACGUGGCGUGGGAAGAGGACCGCGUAUACAGUCCGGGCCUUCGCGACUGGGCUCGCACGGGCUAUGCCACAGCCAAAUAUUAUAUGGCCAUGCUCAAAAAGAAGUCAGCACGAAACUGA